AUGCCCCUAAGAUAUAUCUCAGAAGAUGGUGUUCAUAACAUUACCUCAGGGCAGGUUAUCACGGAACUGGCAAGCAUUGUGAAAGAACUUGUUGAAAACUCUUUAGAUGCACAGUCUACUUCCAUUACGGUCAACUUCAAAAGAUUUGGUAUGGACGGUAUUGAAGUAAUAGACAAUGGAAACGGUAUAGAGGAAGAAGAUUUUGAUAGUCUUUGUAUGAAAAACUAUACAUCGAAGCUCGAUAAGUUUGAAAAUUUAGUUAAGGUUCAAACGUUAGGGUUUAGAGGUGAAGCACUAAACUCGAUUUGUAAUGUUGCUCAAAUGAUUAUAUCAACUGCUACACAUGGUAGUGCGCCAAAGGGAUAUGAAUUAAUCUAUGAUAAAAGGGGCAAUUUACAAAGUAAAAAACUAAUUAAUCAAAAGAAAGGUACUAUUACGAGAGUGAAUGAAAUAUUUAAAGACUUACCUGUUAGAAAGAUAAACCUUGAAAAACAGCACAGAAGAGAGUUCAAUCAUGCUAUAAAUGUCUUAACAUCUUACCUCAUUAUACGCAAGAAUGUGAGGUUUAUUGUUUCAAAUACGGAUGCUACGGGAAGGAAGAAAAUAGUUUUGAAAACAGGUUGCAAUAAACUGAUAAAAGAUAAUAUCAUAAACGUUUAUGGAUCGACUGGAUUGCAAGGCCUAAUAGAUUUUUAUGCAAAGAUUGAUUUGGAUGUGUCGAUUAGUAUUGAUAUCAAUGGUCUUCUGUCCAGUGCUUCAAUUGGCGAUGGGAGACUAACAAAAGAUAGGCAGUUUAUUUACAUCAACAAAAGGCCAGUGACAUUUAAAAGAUUGAGUAAACUAAUCAAUUCGACCUAUAAAAGAUACAACUACUUGCAAAACCCUGUUUUUUUUCUAGAUUUAGGUAUACCAGAGGAUAUUAUUGAUAUCAACGUGACGCCUGAUAAGGGAAUUGUAUUACUAUCUAGUAAGUACGAAAAUAUAUUGAUUGACCAAUUGGAAACUAAAUUUGAGGAAUUUUGGGAUAAUUCAGGAUCAUAUAGUAUCCCACUUAACUCUUCCUAUCAGGAAAAGGUGGAAUCCAGAAAUCAGAGUUUAUCACAACCAACUUUGGAGUCUUUUGCUUUUAUAUCAGGAGUAGAAAAUGAAGGCACUAACGAUAAAGCCCAUGAGGUUAGUAUGGUUGAACGAGCCUCAAUUAGAAACUCUAGAGUUGUGAAUAGAAUUGGAGUUAAGCAUGAAGGUGAAGCUAGCGAGUCGAAUUAUAAUACACAAGACGUAGAAGAGAUUUCCAUAAUUGAAGAAAACGCACAAGGAUCGAGUUAUCUUCUUGAGGAGGACACACAGAUAUCUUUUAGAGGUGUCUCUACAAAGAAGGAUUCGGAGAGAACCAAUGAUGAUCUUUUAUUAGAAGAAAACCUAGUUCUCAGCCAACUAGAGGAAUCAAUUACAGCGCAAGAGGUGGGACACUCUCCGGUAUCAUGUUGCUCUCAUAAUGAUCACGUGCAGGAUAAGUCUCAACUCGAAUCCUCACUGUUUGUUUCAGAAGACCACGUUCAGGGAAUAGAUCACGAUGAACAAGAAUCCAAAGAACCAAAGCUGAUUAGCAAUCAUCAUGAAGAGAUUGAGAUUUCUAGACCGGUACCCACAGAGAAGGUUGUAGAGGAUAGUCCCAUAGUAAAAGUGGAAAACAGUGUGACUAAACAUAAAAUAUCCAUUUCAGAUGAAGAUCUAAAGCUUUUUCGGCUGAAAGAAACUUGCGAAAUUUCUGCUAACUGCGAGAAGACGCUGACACCCUCUGAUAUUACCGAUAGAGAAGGGUCGGAGCGUUACUUAUCGCUUUCAAUACACAAAAAGGAUUUCAAGAACAUGAAGGUUAUUGGUCAGUUUAAUAAGGGAUUUAUUAUUGUGUAUAAAGAGGAUACCGGUGAUCUGCUUAUCGUUGACCAACAUGCAUCAGAUGAAAAGUUUAAUUUUGAAAACCUGCUUGCUAAUACAACAUUUAAAGAUCAACCAUUGGUUGUUCCUCAAAGAGUAGAGGUGAGCUCAAUGGAAAAGUUGAUCAUACUGGCAAAUUUGAAUACAUUUGAAAAGAAUGGAUUUAGGUUCAAAACAAUAAAUGAGAAAAAUGAUGGAGAUGACUCCAUACACGAGGAACUAUACUUAACAAGUUUACCAUACUCAAAGAAUACAAUCUUUACUACAAACGAUAUGAACGAAUUGAUUCAAUUAGUGCAGGAAAGAGGGGUAUCUAUUUCUUCAAUACCCAGGCCAUCAAAAGUUAGAUCGAUGUUUGCUAUGAGAGCGUGUAGAUCCAGUAUCAUGAUUGGCCAGGCUUUGAACAGGACUAAAAUGGAAACUAUAGUGCAAAAUCUAUCCGUACUCGACAAGCCUUGGAAUUGCCCACAUGGAAGACCAACAAUGAGACACAUUUUGAAUAUAAACAAAUGGAAACCGUUUGACGAAGAUUAUCUAUGA
This is a messenger RNA of Pichia kudriavzevii, 2478 nucleotides long. RefSeq lists its product as uncharacterized. The record is from RefSeq and is a predicted model, not a curated record. Gene Ontology annotation, molecular function: mismatched DNA binding; ATP hydrolysis activity; ATP-dependent DNA damage sensor activity. Gene Ontology annotation, biological process: mismatch repair. Lineage: Eukaryota; Fungi; Ascomycota; Pichiomycetes; Pichiales; Pichiaceae. Bases 1 to 2478 code for a protein of 825 amino acids. Gene Ontology annotation, cellular component: MutLalpha complex. The transcript has a single exon.